AUGGCGUCGCUGCCGGCGUCGCCCGUGGGCCGGCCGCUGCAGCCCGCGGACGCUGAGCACGGCCGCAGCCAUGGCCAUUCGCAUUCGCAGUCGCUUUCGCUUUCUCACGGCGACGCGCGCCUGCACCGCAAGCUGUCGGCCGCGCUGGCCCCGCAUGCCCCCCCGCCGCCCGCCCACGCCACCGCCGCGCUCCCCCCCGAUGCCACCCAUGCCCCCCCCGCCACCGCGACCCCGGCCACGGCUCGCUUCCCGCUGCAGUCGCCCUGCUACGUGCACCAGCGCUUCGACGCGGCGGUCGACAUCGCGCGCGUGCUGGACGAGCUGGCGGCGGCCGACGGGCUGUCGCACUCGCGGCUGCUGCAGACGGCCACGGGCGUGCGCGAGGUGUCGCGGGCGCUGCAACGGCGGCCGCUGCAGCUGGCGGUGCGCGCCGUGAUGCUGGUGACCAAGGCGCGCGACCACCGGCUGGUGCGGCUGACGCGCGACCUGGCCGCCUGGCUGCUGGCCACGCCGCGCUACGGCCGCGACUGCGGCGUGACGGUGUACGUCGACGCCAAACUGCGCGCCUCGCAGCGCUUCGACGCCGCCGGCCUGCGCGCGCGCGACCCGCGCUUCGAGACCAUGCUCAAGUUCUGGACGCCCGACCUGUGCUGGGCCGCGCCCGAGACCUUCGACCUGGUCGUCACGCUGGGCGGCGACGGCACCGUGCUGUUCACCUCGUGGCUGUUCCAGCGCGUCGUGCCGCCCAUCCUGGCCUUCUCGCUCGGCAGCCUGGGCUUCCUCACCAACUUCGACUUCGCCCGCCACCGCGACCACCUCGACCGCGUGCUGGGCGACGGCGGCAUGCGUGUCAACCUGCGCAUGCGCUUCACCUGCACCGUCUUCCGCGCCACCGGCCCGGCCCCCGCCGCCGAGCAGCGCGAGCAGUUCGAGGUCGUCAACGAGCUGGUCAUCGACCGCGGCCCGUCGCCGUAUGUCUCGAACCUCGAGGUGUACGGCGACGACGAGCUGCUGACCGUCGUGCAGGCCGACGGCUGCAUCCUGUCGACGCCGACGGGCUCCACGGCCUACUCGCUCUCCGCCGGCGGCUCGCUCGUGCACCCGUCCAUCCCCGCCAUCCUGCUGACGCCCAUCUGCCCGCACACGCUGUCGUUCCGCCCCAUGGUGCUGUCCGACACCCUGCGCCUGCGCAUCGCCGUGCCCGCCGCCUCGCGCGCCAGCGCCUACUGCGCCUUCGACGGCAAGGGCCGCGUCGAGAUCGGCCCCGGCGACUUCGUCUCCGUCGAGGCCAGCCCGUUCCCCUUCCCCACCGUCGUCGCCGGCGCCGCCGAGUGGAUCGAGAGCGUGCGCCGCUCGCUGUGCUGGAACGCGCGCGGUGCGGUGCAGAAGGCCUGGGGUGCUCAGCCCCAGCAUGAUCAUCCUCACGACCAUCCCGACGAUGAAGACGACGACCCCGACCAGCCGUGGGACAUCGACACCGACUCCUACGCCGACUCUGCCCCCGACUCCGGCCUCGGCCCCAGCGAGUGCGGCGACAGCCCGGCCACCGGCACCGCCAGCCCCCUGCACCGCGUCAUGAGCCUGCUGAACAUGUAG
This is a messenger RNA of Ophidiomyces ophidiicola, 1596 nucleotides long. RefSeq names its product NAD(+) kinase (gene UTR1). Bases 1 to 1596 code for a protein of 531 amino acids. The transcript has 2 exons. The record is from RefSeq and is a predicted model, not a curated record. Gene Ontology annotation, biological process: NADP+ biosynthetic process; NAD+ metabolic process. NCBI's taxonomy places the organism in Eukaryota, Fungi, Ascomycota, Eurotiomycetes, Onygenales, Onygenaceae. Gene Ontology annotation, molecular function: NAD+ kinase activity.